This is a messenger RNA of Menidia menidia (Atlantic silverside), 4690 nucleotides long. The record is from the annotation of a GenBank genome assembly. Lineage: Eukaryota; Metazoa; Chordata; Actinopteri; Atheriniformes; Atherinopsidae.
GUUCUUCUCAGAGGUGGUGAGUUAUCUUUAUUUCCUCAAGGCAAGGUUAACGGUGCCGCAUGUUUUUUUUUUUUUUUUGGCCGUGGUGCAGGCCAGCUUGGGGUUUGCUGGAUUAAAUCUCUCUGCAGGUUUAAUCACAAUAACGGCAGCCACCGUGGUCACAUGAUCACCGGCAGCUGUCGGGUUUCUCUGGGAAAAGUCAGCGACUUCUGAAUGAUCUUUUGUUGUCUCAAAUCUUUCAGUCAUCCUGUAGGCCGUCGCGCUUUAAGACGGGCCUGCCUGUACUUUCUGAACAGGUGCUAUAACCACCGCAGGCUUAGGCCACAUGCCUGGCAUGUUGUGAUUUUUGGGAGCAGCAGGCCCUGAGAAUUCGCUAAGGAAAACUUACAGCAAAUCUCUGUCCGGGGGUCUGUCAGAGCUGUGAUCUGACGGAGGGGGCUGUGUUGGUGUUUUAAGGGUGUUGCUGAGGGUAAAGUCCAAUGAAUGACAUCACCGUCAUUAAAGUAAUUCUACUGAUUUGAGGAAAUGGAGAUGCCCUUUUUGGCGGAGGUCUGCAUUUGUGCCUCUUUGUUAUUUUUAACAGUGGGGGACAAUCCCGUAGACUCUAGUUAUGUGGGGCCUCCGGAUGGGGGGCUGGCCCCUUUAAACAAUGUCCUUGCUUGUAUCAAAGGCUAAGCCUGCAUGUUUUUCUCCCCAACACAUUCUGGAGCACUGUCAUUUCCAUCAUUGAUCCCCUUUUUCCUGACCACUGUAGCCUCAUCCGGCUUUGUACGGCUCCCUCUCAGAGCUCAUUAGAAUUCUCAGUGAGUGCAGCAGAGCUGCCUAAUGUCCCAGUACAGAACCAGAUAGCAAUCAGACGUCCUGUGAACCAUCAGCCUAAUGUGUUGAGAAACAUUAGGUUGAUUAUACCUUUUUGGACAAUCUCUACGUGGUACGGAGAGAAGAGAAUUCAGAGAAGAGAAUUGGAAAAAUAAAUUGAUUAAAGCUUAAUUUCGAUGCAGAUCAGUUGGACUCUGUGCCCUGUUUCAAAGUAUGUAAAAGAAAGAUCUUGUGUUUAGAGCCAAAACAUCAAUGAAUGCUCCCUCUCUAACUCUGCUUUUGUCUCAUUCUCCUUCUCAGCCUGACCAUACAGACAAGGUAUCAUGUGUCUUAUUUGAUUAUUCUCAGCUUUCUUGUGUUUUAGGUUCUGUCUUGUCUCACUUUCCUCUGACAUCCCAUUUUAUCUACGCGCGCUCCCUGUGUGCUCGGCUGGGCUUUUAUUCUAAUGUGUUUCUGACUGACACUCCCAUAGAAGCACUUUGCUCAUGUCCUGAUACACCAUUUACAUUUGAGUUGGGACUGUUUAUCCGACAGUCGUUUUAAACCAACAGCCAGAACUGCUGAGGCCACAAGUCUGUCUAACUGAUAUAUCUCACAGGUUUUCAACAUUCGUUGGUAACAUCAUCCAAAAAUAUGUCUAUUUAAAAAAGAAUCUGCUGAUAGAAAAGACUUGCCCUUGGGUACCUCUCUGGCUAAAGCGUUUGCUUUGUGCUGCUUGCAGGCAAACAGUACAGUAUCUCGUCCAAUGUGGAGUUUCAAGUUUGUUGAAAGCUGAUUUUUUUUUUUCCCUCAAGUGCACUACUUAUUCCGGUGCUGUAACUCUUCGACAAGUGUGUGCCACUGAUUAGCCAGCUGCUAUUUAUAGAUGGUACCAUGUAUAUCCGCCCACCAACGCCAUGUUUUUGUUUGCUCCUGCACCAGUAUGUAUCCGGUCGGAGGGAUAUCUGCAAGCAUAUACGCCAACAGGCUCCGGGCAGAAGGCAUGGGCUCCAACGACCAGGCUGUGCACUUCGCCAACCAGGACUACGAGGCACUCAAGCAGGACUGUGUGGAGUCGGGCUGCCUGUUCGAGGACCCCUGCUUCCCCGCUGAGCCUCCGUCUCUGGGCUUUAAGGAGCUUGCACCUUACUCCUCUAAAACCAGAGAUGUGGAGUGGAUGAGGCCCACGGAGCUGACAGCUGACCCUCAGUUCAUCGUGGGUGGUGCCACCCGGACAGACAUCUGUCAGGGGGCUCUGGGUGACUGCUGGCUCCUGGCGGCCAUCGGCUCUCUGACUCUGAACGAGAGGCUCCUUCACCGCGUUGUCCCGCACGGCCAGUCCUUCCAGGAAGACUACGCAGGAAUCUUCCACUUCCAGUUCUGGCAGUUUGGCGAGUGGGUAGACGUUGUGAUUGAUGAUCGAUUGCCUGUCAAAGACGGGGAGCUGAUGUUUGUGCAUUCAGCCGAGGGCAAUGAAUUCUGGAGUGCACUCCUGGAGAAAGCUUACGCCAAGCUGAAUGGCUCCUACGAGGCUCUCUCGGGAGGAAGCACCACUGAGGGAUUUGAGGACUUCACGGGCGGCGUGUCUGAGAUGUAUGAGCUGCGCAAGGCUCCAAGAGAUCUGUACAGGAUCAUCAGCAAGGCUCUGGACAGAGGCUCCCUGCUGGGCUGCUCUAUUGAUAUUACCAGUGCCUUCGACAUGGAGGCCGUUACAUUCAAAAAGCUAGUGAAGGGCCACGCCUACUCCGUUACAGGCCUGAAGGAGGUCAAUUACCGGGGCGACAUGCUACGCCUUAUCCGAGUACGUAACCCUUGGGGGCAGGUGGAGUGGACCGGUGCCUGGAGUGACAAUUCCUCUGAGUGGGAUGAGAUUGACCCCUCAGAACGAGAGGACUUGCAUCUUCAGAUGGAAGAUGGAGAGUUUUGGAUGUCCUUCAGUGAGUUUUUGAGGCAGUUUUCUCGACUAGAGAUCUGUAACUUGACUCCGGACGCUCUGAGUGAGGACAGCGUCAGCCAUUGGAACACCAUCAAGUUCUAUGGCACGUGGAGGAGGGGCAGCACUGCCGGGGGCUGCAGGAACCAUCCCAACACAUUCUGGAUCAACCCUCAGUAUAAAAUCACAUUGCUGGAGGAGGACGACGACCCAGAGGAUGAUGAGGUGGCGUGCAGUUUUUUGGUAGCCCUCAUGCAGAAGGACCGCCGCAGAUACCGCCGCCAAGGUCAGGACAUGCACACCAUUGGCUUUGCUCUGUACGAGAUUCCAGAAGAGUACAGGGGCUGCCAGAAUGUCCAUUUAAAGAAAAACUUCUUUCUGAGCAAUUCGUCAUGUGCACGCUCUGAGACCUUCAUUAACCUGCGGGAGGUGAGCACCCGGCUGCGUCUACCCCCGGGAGAGUACCUCAUCGUCCCCUCCACCUUCGAGGCGGGCAAAGAGGCCGACUUUGUCCUCAGGGUGUUCACUGAAAAGCAAUCUGAGACAGAAGAACUGGACGACCAAGUCUCGGCCGAUUUGGAGGAUGAGGAGGAAAUAACAGAAGAUGACAUCGAUGAGUCUUUUAAGUCCAUGUUUGCUCAACUUGCAGGGGAGGACAUGGAGAUUUCUAUUCGUGAGCUUAGGACCAUUCUGAACAGAGUCGUCUGCCGGCACAAAGAUGUGAAGACUGACGGCUUCAGUAUGGAGUCCUGUAGAACCAUGGUCAACCUCAUGGAUAAAGAUGGCAGCGCCCAUUUAGGAAUGGUGGAAUUUCAGAUCCUCUGGAACAAGAUCCGCAAGUGGCUGGUCAUUUUCAGGCAGUUUGAUCUGGACAAGUCUGGGGCCAUGAGCUCAUAUGAGAUGCGGCUAGCUGUGGAGGCAGCAGGUUUUAAACUCAACAACCAGCUGAACCAGAUUCUGGUAGCACGGUAUGCAGAGAACGAAAUGAUCGACUUUGAUAACUUCAUCUGCUGCUUGGUCAAGCUUGAAUCCAUGUUUAGGUCUUUCCAGCAGUUUGACAAAGAAGGAUCAGGAGUGGCAGAGCUGAAUCUCACAGAGUGGCUUUACCUGACAAUGUGCGGUUGAAGAAAUGGCCUGUCUGGACCGGAGAAAGGUGUAAAGUCGUGCCUGCAGCUCUGAAACCGCCCCCCCCCCGCCCCAGCCUAUUUCGCUAUUCACCUUACUGCAACUAAUAGUAUAAAAAGUUUAAUAUAAGACCAAAGUCAAACAGAGCAAAGUGUAUUUCAGCCAAACUAUGCAAACUCUCAACAGGAAGCAGACACUCCAACAUCUUUCAUCACAUAAAAGGGUUUAAAAAAGGGGAAAAAUGUGCCUGUGCAUGUCAAACCACAAACAGUUAUUUUACUGUUGCAGUGAUUAAGUCAGCUUUUAUUUACUUUAUUUGCUCCAAAAGUUUAAUUUGUUCCUAUAAUACUUUUAAAGUCAAAGUUACUUUAAUUCUUUCUACUGUGACCUUUUCCAUUCAAUUUAAAAAUAAAUGAUCACCUCAGUGCUGUUAUUCCAUGUUACACCUGUAGGUGGUAGUGUAGACUACUGUCAAGUUGGAUUUUUUUUUCAAUUUUAUGUUCAAGUUUAAGCCUGUAGAACAUUUAUAUUUUCCUGUACUUUAAGUAAGGCCGUUGUCUCUUACUCUUACAAAUGUCAGAAUAUAACUUCAGUUGAAAGGAGAUGCUUGUGAUGUUGCCUUGUAUUAAUAAAAAAAGUAUUAUUUCACCUUCCAUUUGCAGGAAUAGCAAAAGUCUACAUGUCAGUCACUUUUUGUUUUAUGAAUGUAUGUUGUGCCUUCAUUAAAUAUUUCCUCUGAACUGCUAAACUGGUGUUUGUUGUGUUCAUAAUAUAGGACACGGCCCACUUUUACUCGUUCAAAGUGCAGCAGACACUUCCAUUUAGAAGGUAAAG